UCUUCAACUUCUUAGACCCUUUUCUUGAUUUUCAAUUUUCAUUUUUCAUGCUUUAGGGCCAUUUCUUGAUUAAUUUUUAAAAUUGUCAUCAUGGAAGAUGCAAAAAAUGGUGUAGAUGAAGAUAGAGACAUAAAAUAUUUGAAAAUAGCAGUUGAAGAAGCAUACAAAGGCGUUGAAUGUGGAGACGGACGCCCCUUUGGCGCUGUUAUUGUUCUUGAUGAUCAAAUUGUUGUCAGCUGCCAUAAUAUGGUUUUCAGAAACAAAGACCCUACUGCUAAUGCUGAAAUUACUGCAAUUAGAGAGGCCUGCAAGAAGCUUGACCGAAUUGAACUCUCGGAUUGUGAACUUUACGCUUCCUGUGAGCCUUGUUCAAUGUGUUAUGGCGCUAUCGUUUUUUCAAAAAUUAAGAGGUUGGCUUACGGAUCCAAAGCUGAAGCAGCAAUAUCUACAGGAUUUAAUCCUUUCAUUGGUGAGGGUUUUAAAGGGAGUGGGAUUGAUCAGAACGGUCAUUUGGAGAUCAAGAAGAUUGACUCUAGUGAUGCUGUUUUUGCAGAACGAAUAUUCGAAGAAACCAAAGGAAAAUUUGCCUUCCAUGAGUUCCGUGUGAUGCUGUUAAAACAAGGAUGGUAUAUAAACUUCUCACAUUCGCAAAAAUAUUCAAUUUGACCAA
Molecule: messenger RNA, 670 nt
Organism: Mercurialis annua (annual mercury)
Lineage: Eukaryota; Viridiplantae; Streptophyta; Magnoliopsida; Malpighiales; Euphorbiaceae
Product: guanosine deaminase-like
Exons: 5
Coding region: 91-666 (191 amino acids)
Biological process (GO): purine nucleoside catabolic process
Molecular function (GO): guanosine deaminase activity
Source: RefSeq, a predicted model, not a curated record